Molecule: messenger RNA, 1872 nt
Organism: Symbiodinium sp. CCMP2592
Lineage: Eukaryota; Dinophyceae; Suessiales; Symbiodiniaceae
Source: the annotation of a GenBank genome assembly
AUGGCGUGCAACCAUGAGCUCGUCCCGUGCCCUGCUGGGGAGACCGACUGUGAGUCUGUUGACAACAUGCCGGCGCCAAGGGCGGGCAUGGGGUCCUGGGCGAGCCAAAGUAGCGCCUCCUCCUCCAGCUCCGGGUCCAACGACGAGGCUCCACACUGCGCUGGGAGCUUCAAGCGCUGCAGGUCUUCCGUGGACCGCGUGCAAAUCGCCACGGAGGGCUUCCGAGCUUUCCGAGCUUCACAGAAAGGUGGACCUCGACCACAGCGCUUGCCCGACAAGACUUGGGUGACGGCCAAGUAUUGGGGCAUUCGGAAAGAUCAGAUCGCAGAGCUCUUUGAGCUCUGCCAGAUGGAGCCAGACUGGUACGAGGAGAACAGUGUCCAUGACUUCGUGAACACUUUCGUCAAACCUGCGACGGCUGGAACAGAGAUGGGGUAUGCCUUGAUGCUGAACCAGGACGACCCGCAGCAGGUGACCAUCAUGAUUUCUCAUGCCUGGGUCGAGAACACUCGCGACUUUUUCCAGGAUGUGCUGCAGGAGACCUGGGAGAUGGAGGUGGCCUUCAUCUGCUUCCUCUCCAACUUCCAAGGCACCUCCGACCAGAUCAACGCGCAGUUGGGCAACGACAUCCUGAAGAGCCCCUUCACCGAGGUCAUCAACAGCAGUGCCUGCCAGCGUCUGCUCGUCGUGCCGAACGAAGCCCUCAGAGAAAACGGGCAGGGCUUGUACAGCCGGCUCUGGUGCAUCUGGGAGAUCAAGGUCGCCGCAGAUGCAGGACUGCCGAUCAUCAUCGUACCUGAGAAGCAGAGCGAGGAAUACCUGCUUGGAACAUCGACAAUAUCUUCCAAGAAUGCGCGCUGUGGCAAUCCCGAGUUGCCCAUGAACAAGGAUGAAAGGCUGAUACGCGCGGCGAUUGACAACCUGCCACCCCAGAGCGCCCGUUCUCGUGCUGUGGGCUUCUUCGCCGUUUGCUUCUGUGUAUCCUACGGCUGCUGCAUCGGGGCCAGCGUGAUGAAGGACUACAGUGGCUUGCUUAUUGGUCUUGGGGUGGGCCUCUGUGUGGGCAUGUUCUUCAUGGCCUGCAUUGCUGGGGGGGUGAGGAAGUGCGUCUGGAAGCUCCGCGACCGCGAUGGAUAUUACAUCCUGGACAAGGUCAUCCGAGGCUCCGCCAUGGGUGCGUACUCUUGGAGGCGCAUCAGCGUCGAUAGAGACGUUUUGCCUUUGGUCGUCACCUGCGUCGCCUUCGGCAUCAUUUUCAUAUCUUGGCGCUAUGCAUUGUCGCGUAACCCGAUGCACAUUCCUGUGGCGGCCACCGAGGGAAUGGGGGUCGCGGUGCUUCUGUUCUUCAUGACCAAGGUGAACUUGCUGGGUAUGCUGCACGGGACCUUCUUCCUUCGCCGCUGGUCGCAGCUCUUGGCUUCUGCAGUUCUCUUUGCUUCGACUGCAGCGGGCUCUGUGAUUGGCUGGAAGUCAUCGGGGCACUGUGACGGCAUGAUCGGCUUGGGAGCCAACUUGGGCUUUCUCUCGGGAGUUUUCAUCCUCAGCAUGGCGACAAGGCACUGUUUGCAUGCCAUGGCGAACCUGCUGAUGAUUGUCAUCAUGCUGAUGGCAAGAUUCCUCAGUCCGAUUCUCUGGCGAGAGUACUUCCUGAUCCUCUGUGGGGGCAUUGGGCUCUUGAUCCUGCCCGACUGGCGUCAUUGGCAGCGAGGACUGAUCCUUGUCUUGUCCUUGGUGUCGCUUCUCGGCUUGGAGUGUAUCUACGUGCUCUUCGACCGGGACAGCGGCCUGAGCGAACUCUUCUGCAUGAUCAACAAGGCGAGCUUGGCCAGCGUCUACGCCCGCCACGACUGGGGAACCUGGUAUGUGCCAUGA